AUGAAGGUCACUGCUGCUUUGUUCAUGAUCGCCGGCGCGGCCGUUGCCUCUCCCGUCCCCGCCCCGAACCCCGUCGCCGAGCCCCUGCCGAUGCCCACCCCCCCUGGCAUCCCCACCGCCGCUUCGGCCAAGACCCAGCUCGCUGCUCUGACCGUUGCCGCCUGGACCAACACCGGCACCUACGACCGUGACCUGUUCCCCACCUGGGACACCAUCUCCGGCACCUGCAACACCCGCGAGACUGUGCUCCAGCGUGAUGGCACCAACGUCGUUGUCAACUCUGCCUGCUCCGCGACCAGCGGUACCUGGAAGAGCCCUUAUGACGGUGCCACCUGGACCGCCGCUAGCGAUGUUGACAUUGACCACAUGGUCCCCUUGAAGAACGCUUGGAUCUCUGGUGCCGCAUCGUGGACCACUGCCAAGCGUGAGUCGUUUGCCAACGAUCUCACCCGCCCCCAGCUGUGGGCUGUCACGGAUGAGGUCAACCAGUCCAAGAGCGACAAGAGCCCCGACUCGUGGAAGCCCCCUCUGACCAGCUUCUACUGCACCUACGCCCGCUCCUGGGUUGCGGUCAAGAGCUACUGGGCCCUCACCGUCACCUCUGCCGAGAAGACUGCCCUCACCUCCAUGCUCAACACCUGCUAA
Messenger RNA from Colletotrichum paranaense, 645 nucleotides. RefSeq lists its product as uncharacterized. Bases 1 to 645 code for a protein of 214 amino acids. Lineage: Eukaryota; Fungi; Ascomycota; Sordariomycetes; Glomerellales; Glomerellaceae. The record is from RefSeq and is a predicted model, not a curated record. The transcript has 3 exons.